CGCAAAAAAAAAAAAGGGUAGGAAAAAAAUAAAAAUACUAAAAGGUAAAUAGUGGGACUGUUAAUGUCUACGGACACCUCCUCUACCAAAAAUGAUAGACAUGAAAGUUCCUUCAUUUUCGUCGUUUGGACCCUAGCUGAGCUCUUUCGUAAACUUAAAAUUGCAGGAAUGAGCGGUUGCAUAAUGUAAAUGGUCAUUUGCUUUUGUUUUAUCUUUCAAUAUUUGGUUGGUGUAUUCUAUAAGCAAAUAGCGAGCUCAGAAGUCUGAAAGGUCCAAUCUUCGACAAAGAGUUGGGGGUUCUAAGAGAUGGAAAACCGAGUUACUCGGUCUAGGAGACAACCACCUCAGCAUCAGGAGCAACAGACCAGGGCUAGAUGGACAGCAUCGCUUACAAAAAUACUUGCAGACUUGAUGGUUGACCAAGUUCACAUAGGGAACAGACAGAACAAUUCAUUUGGUAAAAAAGCAUGGAAGUAUAUGUGUGAUGAAUUCUACAAGAAAAGCGGUCUGAAAUGGGACAAGGAGCAAUUGAAGAACCGUUAUGCAGUCUUGAGGAGGCAAUAUAUUACCGUAAAGUCACUUCUUGAUCAAAGUGACUUCACUUGGGAUGAAUCCACAGGAACUCUUAUAGCCAGUGAUGAUGCAUGGACUGAAUAUGCCAGGGGACAACCUGAUGCGGAGACUUUAAAAUCCACGGGCUGCCCAAUUUACAAAGAGCUGUGCAUUAUAUUUUCAGAACCACUAGCAAAUGGGAAACAUGAACCAUCAGCUGAACUCGAAAGAGGGUCUCCUUCAAACCCUAGUCCACCACAGCCAAAACCCUUGUGCUUGCCCCAAGAGUCCUCAUCAGAUUCUGAAGAAGUUGAAAAUGUGGAUGAUCAAGGCAUAAGUCAGCCUACCACACCUAGUAUAACUGGUAUCCGUAAAAGAGGGCGCAAAGGAAUUGAUGAUGUCAUUGCCGGAGCUAUAUUGGAGAUGGCAGCUGCAUCAAAGCUACGAACAGCUGCUAUACAGCAAUGUAAUGCCAGAUAUUCUAUUACUAAAUGCAUCAAAGAAUUGGAUGACAUGCUAGGUGUUGAUCAGCAACUCUAUUUUGCAGCUCUUGAUCUGUUCAGCAAACCCAUUUCAAGAGAGACUUUCCUGUCCCUCAAAGUUGAGAAGCGCUUGAAUUGGUUGCGUGGCAAGUGUAUGGCACAUCAAAGACCUUAGGUAGAUGAGGAAAUGUUACUUUCUUUUGUCUCUGUGAGGAUGGCAUCAUGGCAGUACAUAUUGACUUGUGAAUAUCUAGUAGUGUAGUUAUGGUGGGUACAUAUUGACUUGUAAUAUGUCCAGUAGCACAGUCGUAAUUCAACUUCUAAUUGACUUAUUGUGAAUAUCAAGUGGCAUAGUUUAUGUUGGGCA
This is a messenger RNA of Ziziphus jujuba (common jujube), 1401 nucleotides long. Its product is annotated as L10-interacting MYB domain-containing protein-like. Bases 307 to 1209 code for a protein of 300 amino acids. The record is from RefSeq and is a predicted model, not a curated record. The transcript is spliced from 3 exons. Lineage: Eukaryota; Viridiplantae; Streptophyta; Magnoliopsida; Rosales; Rhamnaceae.